This is a messenger RNA of Oppia nitens, 794 nucleotides long. RefSeq names its product BTB/POZ domain-containing protein 9-like. Gene Ontology annotation, molecular function: protein binding. Lineage: Eukaryota; Metazoa; Arthropoda; Arachnida; Sarcoptiformes; Oppiidae. Gene Ontology annotation, biological process: modulation of chemical synaptic transmission; circadian behavior; adult locomotory behavior. The coding region runs from base 30 to 794 and encodes 254 amino acids. The record is from RefSeq and is a predicted model, not a curated record. The transcript has 2 exons.
UUUUGGUUUAAUUACUAAUAUUAUAUAUUAUGGCUGAUGAUUCACCUGUACCUACAAAAAAGCAACGAAUCGAUGAUAAAAAGUAUGAAAUACUGUAUCCGGAAAUGGAUUAUGUGAUGAACCCAGAGGUAAGUGAUGUCAAGUUUCUGAUCGAUGGCCAAACGAUUCCGGCCAUCAAAGCGCUGAUGUCGACAAAAAGUACAUAUUUUCGGUCAAUGUUUUCGGGUAAUUGGUUAGAGAAAAAUGAAAUUGAAAUCAUGGGUACUUCAGCGGAAGCGUUUGAAGUGAUAGUCAAAUAUAUAUAUACCGAUCGUCUGAUGUUUGACAGCAACAACACUACUAUCGGCGGCGCCGCCGCCGACUUGAAUCACAUACAGGAUGUGCUAAUACUGGCCGAAAUGUAUGAAUUGAGACGAUUGGCCAUAAGUGUUGGCCAACAUCUGCGGACAAUGAUAUCGGCUGAAAAUAUUGAAACCAUUGGCCGAUUGGCGUUUCGAUUCGAAUUGGAUGACCUGAUCGAUGGUCUACGGCUUUAUAUUGACCAGAAUUUUCGGCAACUAAUGUCUAGCAAACAGCAACCAGAGCUGAAUGCUAUCAAUAGUGCGGUUAAUAAUCUACUGUUUGAACGGUUGAGCCGAUGUUAUGGACUGUUUAAAAAUAAGUUUCCGUCAAAUAAAAUGGAUAGUAAUGGCCAGUAUUAUCGAUACAAAAUCAAUGGUAAUAUCUAUCGUUUUGGUGACAGCUAUUCAAGUAAUAGUGGUCAACUUAUUGAAAUUGAUACUGGUGAUUUAUAA